CUAUUCCUCCCACUGACUACCAAUGAUGAGGCUCUAUUCCUCCACUGAUACCAAUGAUGAGGCUCUAAUUCCUCCCCACUGCACUAUUCCACCAAUGAUGGAGGCACUAUUCCUCCCACUGACACCAAUGAUUGGGCACAAUGAUGGGGCACUAUUCCUCCCAUGAUACACAAUGAUGAGGCACUAUUCUCUCCCACUGACACCAAUGACUGGGGCACUAUUCCACAAUGAUGAGGAUCAGUGGAUGCCACUGACACCAAUGAUGAGGCACUAUUCCUCCCACUGACACCCAAUGAUGAUGGGCACUAUUUCCCUCCCCACUAAUACCAAUGAUGGGAAACUAUCCCUUCCA
This is a messenger RNA of Staurois parvus, 352 nucleotides long. Lineage: Eukaryota; Metazoa; Chordata; Amphibia; Anura; Ranidae. The record is from the annotation of a GenBank genome assembly.